AUGACACAAUCCAAGUCGAUGAAACGGAAGCGAAAUGCUCAAGUAAAAAUCCCUCAAAAGCAUAUCAAAAUCACAAAGACAUCAUCAGCGGCGGCUUCGCUACCUGAUGACGAACCAUUUGAGAUCAAGCGUCUGCAGACAGUUAUUUCAGACGAAGAACUAGCUAUUACAAUUGACACACUUACGACUCUGGCGCAAUAUCCCAGCUUGACAAAGUCUAAGCUUUGCAGAAAUCUUCGAACCGCAGUCUAUGAGUUUCGUCAAUCCUGCACUACCGGCAUUCAUUUAGCGGAGAACGCAAACCUUACAUCACGUGUAUCUGCCGCAUUAGCUGAUGAAAAGUACCUCGAGGCAAGGAUUUUGCUCGCUGAGAUGCGACUCAGAGGUGAAGAACCCAAGCUGGGUGCCCUGUGUCGAUGGGUGCGAGACCUUGACGUUGUCACGCAGCCCAAAGGUAUAAGCAUCGACAACCCUCAGCGCUCCGCAAAAGAUGAUGAACUGCUCAGCGUACUUGAUGCUGUACUACGCGUCAGCUGCCCGGUUGACGAAAACAUUAGCGUCACAAAGCCCCUACCUGGGUCUUUAUCCCAUAUAGCUUUUCAGGCCACAUGGGAUGUGCGGCCUCCUACUAAACCACAAAAAGUAUACGAAUCUGUUUUAGAUAAAUCCAUCUUUGCUUCAGCACCAAGUUCGGUCGCCUCUUCUCUUCGUAUCAUCGAAACAACACCUGGCCAUCUCCGCAACCCCCCCAAUCAUCAUCCGGCUAUACUUUAUACUUCUCAGCCUAGCACUGUCCCGUUGUCAUUGGACAAUCCUCAGAUUACACAUCAUAAGCAUCCCAACGUACCCAAUCUCAGCCUCGCUACGAAUGUUCUUUCACCCGAUGAGUGCAAGGCGAUUAUCGCUGUUGGAGAAAGAGUUGGCUUUCUUCCUGAUACUCCAAUUCGUGAAGGUGGGGAUACAAGUGUUCUGGCGCACAAUUUCUAUUGGGUCAUCGAUACUGCAUUUCACGAUACACUUUGGUCACGCAUUUCUCCUUUUGUGCCAGCCUCAGUCAAUGGGCGCUUGGCUCGUGGCCUCAAUCGGCGUUUCCGUGUGUACCGGUAUGUUCCCGGUGCUGAAUAUAGAUGCCAUAUUGAUGGAGCUUGGCCGCCAUCUGGUAUCCGGGCUGAUGAUACAUAUGUGUACGACGAUUCGCCUGUAACGAAGAAACAGAGCUCAUUAUUUACCUUCUUAUUGUACCUGAACGACGAAUUCGAGGGCGGAGAAACAACUUUUUUCAUUCCAGCGCCGCUAGAGGGAACGCUCAAUGCCUACCGCGUGAGGCCAGUUAUGGGUGGUGUCGCUAUCUUUCCGCAUGGUGAGACGCGGGGAGCAUUAUUGCAUGAAGGCUCGAGUGUAACAAAGGGUGCCAAGUACAUUAUAAGGUCGGAUAUUGAGUACGACAUCGAUCCUUCAGAUUAG
Molecule: messenger RNA, 1464 nt
Organism: Trichoderma virens Gv29-8
Lineage: Eukaryota; Fungi; Ascomycota; Sordariomycetes; Hypocreales; Hypocreaceae
Exons: 2
Coding region: 1-1464 (487 amino acids)
Biological process (GO): peptidyl-proline hydroxylation to 4-hydroxy-L-proline
Cellular component (GO): endoplasmic reticulum
Molecular function (GO): procollagen-proline 4-dioxygenase activity; L-ascorbic acid binding; iron ion binding
Source: RefSeq, a predicted model, not a curated record